Chinchilla lanigera (long-tailed chinchilla) is the source of this 606-nucleotide messenger RNA. RefSeq names its product TGFB-induced factor homeobox 2-like, X-linked (gene Tgif2lx). Gene Ontology annotation, molecular function: RNA polymerase II cis-regulatory region sequence-specific DNA binding; DNA-binding transcription factor activity, RNA polymerase II-specific. The transcript has a single exon. The coding region runs from base 1 to 606 and encodes 201 amino acids. The record is from RefSeq and is a predicted model, not a curated record. Gene Ontology annotation, biological process: regulation of transcription by RNA polymerase II. NCBI's taxonomy places the organism in Eukaryota, Metazoa, Chordata, Mammalia, Rodentia, Chinchillidae.
AUGGAGGACGCUCUUGCCUCACCUGAGAACAAGAGACGGAAGAAAGGCCACCUACCAGCCGAGUCCGAGAAGAUUCUCCGCGACUGGUUCUAUGAGCACCAGUUUAAGGCCUAUCCAUCAGAGGCGGACAAACGAAUGCUGUCCGAGAAGACCAAUUUACCUUUUCUGCAGAUUUUCAAUUGGUUUGUGAACACCCGCCAACAGGUUCUCGCGGAAAGGCUGAAAGAGGAUGUAAAUGACUCCAAACACCAAAAAGACAAGGAUACUGAUGAAACUCAACUUCCAAACACUGAUUCUUCUUUUCUGGUCAAGUCAGGACCUGUGGAUCCAGACAAAGUUCAAUGCCGUCCCCUGUCUCCACUGCUGAGAGGCCGCGACUCAGGAAAGAACCUACCAGGUCCAGAAACUUCCUCGAGCCAGAAGUGCAUCCUAAAAGCCCCGCUGAAGGAAGUGGUGGAGAUUUCCACCAGUGAGCCCAUGUCUUUUCCAGAAUCUGUGCAGCCAGAGGAAUACAAAGACUUCAGCAACUUCUACCUCCUGGUCGAUGUAGCUGUACAAAGGGCAGCCGAACUGGAGUUGCAGGAGAAGCAAGAACAUGAUGCAUGA